Messenger RNA from Ziziphus jujuba (common jujube), 3433 nucleotides. RefSeq lists its product as uncharacterized. Lineage: Eukaryota; Viridiplantae; Streptophyta; Magnoliopsida; Rosales; Rhamnaceae. The coding region runs from base 241 to 3171 and encodes 976 amino acids. The transcript has 15 exons. The record is from RefSeq and is a predicted model, not a curated record. Gene Ontology annotation, molecular function: calcium ion binding; alpha-amylase activity. Gene Ontology annotation, biological process: carbohydrate metabolic process.
GCCGUAUUUUUUUCCAAAUAAUUUUCUCGCCAUAUAAGUGCCUGGGUCUCCGCGCCAUUACUAGCACUUUCUUCUCUGCUCUGUACGGCAACCACCACCACUUAAAUCCCGAAAAUCUGAUCACUGAAAGGAUUAAAAAACUGAGAGAGAGAGAGAGAGAGAGAGAGAGAGAGAGAGAGUAAAAUCAUGGGGUUUCUGCAACUUGUUUUGGAUUAGUUUCUCCAUUCUCAUCAGAAAGAAAUGGGUGCCAUUUUAAUGGCCGACCUGUCAUUUGGGAUCCCUCCACGCUGUGCCAUUGUUCCUUCAGGUGCUAAUGGCAAACAUUCUACAGAUUUAUGUCUGGGAAAUCGUCCUGUAUUCUUCACAUCUACUGUCAGAAGAACAAAGAGAUUUUCGUCCACCGAACGGUUGAUUUAUAAAUCAAGAAGUAUUGUUUUCUCAAGUGUGGGUCAUUCUGAUGACACCGUCACUGAUUUGGUUAAUGACAGGAACGAUUAUUCAUCAGGAAAAAAUGAAGUGUUGGGGGUAGAAGAAGAUGAGCUAGUGGCAGCUAGAAAAGCUCUUUCUGAGGCUCAAGCUAGACAGAAAGCCAUUGAGAAGGAGAGAGAUAGGUUGCUUGAAGAGUUGGCCCGUUCUGAGGCCAAGCAGCAAGAAUAUGUUUCAACCAUAAUGCAUGACAAAGAACUGGCAGUUGCAGAACUUGAGGCAGCCAAGUCUUUGUUCCAUCAGAAGCUGAAACAAUCAGUGGAUGAGAAGUUCACCUUGGAAUCUAAGUUAGUCCUUGCUAAACAAGAUGCUGUUGAACUUGCUGUCCAAGUUGAAAAGUUAGCAGAGAUUGCAUUUCAGCAGGCUACAUCUCACAUACUGCAAGAUGCCCAGCUUAGGGUUUCAGCUGCAGAGACUUCUGCCGCUGAAGCAGCUUAUCAGAUAGAAAAGCAAAUUAGGGAUGCCACUGAAGGUGCAAUAUUUUCACUUGUUGAGCAGUCAAAAGAUGCAAUAGAGAAGGCCCUGGAUGUAGCAGAAAAAGCAGGUGAUCAUGCAACAAAAGCGGUGUCAUUAUAUACAGAUGGCGUAAACCCAGUUGAUGAGGUUGCUUCUGUACAAUCACAAUAUAUUAAGUUGCAAAGGGUUGUAAGUGAUUUAGAAUCUCAGUUAUUGCUUACUAGAAGUGAGAUUGAUAGGUUACAGCUGGAGUUGGAACAUGCCCGUGCACAAGCAAAUGCAUCUGAGGUUCGUGCCAAUAAUGCUGAGAAAGCAUUAUUAGAAUUUCAGGAGGUAAACAAGAAAAAGACUCUCCAGCAGGAGGAGGAAAUUAAGUCAUUGAUGGAGCAAAUGAAGAAAGAUGCAGCAGAAAGGAAAAAGGCUGCUUCAAAGGCUUUUAAGGCUGAGUUGCAAAGCAUCAGGGCUGCUAUUGAAGCUGCCAAAGAAGCAGCACGUUCUAAAGAUAAUGCCUACCAGAGAAGAUGUGAAGCACUGCAGAGAUCAUUAAGGGCAUCUGAAGCUGCCUCAAAGAUGUGGAGACAGAGAGCGGAAAUGGCCGAGUCACUAUUAUUGAAGGAAAGAUCCCUCAGUGAAGAGGAUGAAGAUUCCAUCUAUGUUGUUAAUGGUGGACGGUUAGACCUUCUGACAGAUGAUGAUUCACAGAAAUGGAAACUUCUAAGUGAUGGUCCUCGUAGAGAGAUACCUCAAUGGAUGGCAAGGAGGAUUCGCACUAUUCGUCCCAAGUUUCCACCAAGAAAGGUUGAUGUAGCUGAAGCCUUGACAUCAAAAUUCAGCUCUUUGGACUUGCCCAAAGUUGAUGAUGUAUGGUCCAUUGCCCAAGAAAAGCUGAAGGAAGGGGAUGCACUUAUUGACCAUGUGAUUGAGAAAGAAACAAUAGAGAAGAAACGAAAGAGUCUGGAGCGUGCCCUCCAAAGAAAGACUAUACAGUGGCAGAGGGCCCCAGAACAAAUAAAAGUGGAGCCGGGCACUGGAACUGGGAGAGAGAUUGUGAUUCAAGGUUUCAACUGGGAAAGCUGGAGAAGGCAGUGGUAUCUGGAGUUAGCUCCUAAAGCUGCUGAUUUAUCUAAAUCUGGGGUAACGGCAGUUUGGCUUCCUCCACCAACCGAAUCUGUGGCACCUCAAGGUUAUAUGCCUUCUGAUCUUUACAACUUGAACUCGGCAUAUGGUUCUGAAGAAGAACUUAAACACUGCAUUGAGGAAAUGCAUUCUCAAGAUCUUCUGGCCCUGGGAGAUGUUGUAUUAAAUCAUCGAUGUGCCCAUAAACAGAGUCCCAAUGGUGUUUGGAACAUUUUUGGUGGCAAGCUUGCUUGGGGGCCUGAAGCAAUUGUUUGUGAUGAUCCAAAUUUUCAAGGCCGUGGAAAUCCUUCAAGUGGUGAUAUAUUCCAUGCAGCACCAAACAUUGAUCAUUCUCAGGACUUUGUUAGAAGAGAUAUAAAGGAAUGGUUAAACUGGCUUCGAAAUUAUAUUGGUUUUGAUGGGUGGCGUCUUGACUUUGUAAGAGGCUUCUCGGGUACAUAUGUAAAAGAAUAUAUUGAGGCUUCAAAUCCUGCAUUUGCUAUUGGAGAAUAUUGGGACAGUUUAGGUUAUGAACAUGGUAACUUGUGCUACAAUCAAGAUGCUCAUCGGCAGCGGAUAGUAAAUUGGAUCAAUGCCACAGGUGGUACUUCAUCAGCAUUUGAUGUCACAACAAAGGGAAUACUCCACUCUGCUCUCCAUAACGAAUACUGGAGGCUGAUAGAUCCUCAAGGAAAACCUACUGGUGUUAUGGGAUGGUGGCCUUCACGUGCUGUCACAUUUUUAGAGAACCAUGACACCGGAUCAACACAGGGUCAUUGGCCGUUUCCACGAGAUAAGCUUGCUCAGGGAUAUGCAUACAUUUUGACACAUCCUGGAACGCCCGUGAUAUUCUAUGACCAUUUCUAUGAUUUUGGCUUACGGGAUAUAAUAACCGAGCUAAUUGAGGGUCGGAGAAGGGCCGGUAUCCAUUGCCGGAGCUCUGUGAAAAUAUACCAUGCAAACAAUGAAGGUUAUGUUGCACAGAUUGGUGAGAUGUUGGUAAUGAAGCUGGGGCAUUUUGACUGGAAUCCUUCCAAGGAAAAUCACUUGGAUGGAAGCUGGCAGAAGUUUGUUGAUAAAGGAUCAGAUUAUCAAUUAUGGUUAAGACAAUAGUUAAUUAGUGAAAAUUAGACUUUUAGUCUAGAUAAAUAAGCAAAAUAUUGGACUUUCCCUCCUUUGUAAUUUGUACUAAGCGGACAAAAAUUAGUAAUUAUUGACGUCCAAAAAAUAACAAUAAUUACCAGUAAACUAGAAUAGGAUAAGUUUUGAUUGUGUGUAGCCAACAAACACAAUCUUGUCUCUUUUAUAAUGUAUUGAAUUAUUGGUUAGGAUUUAGAGAAUCUAAUAAUACAGAAACAAGUACAAUCAUUGAACA